Messenger RNA from Hordeum vulgare subsp. vulgare (domesticated barley), 513 nucleotides. RefSeq lists its product as uncharacterized. The coding region runs from base 1 to 513 and encodes 170 amino acids. The record is from RefSeq and is a predicted model, not a curated record. The transcript has 5 exons. Lineage: Eukaryota; Viridiplantae; Streptophyta; Magnoliopsida; Poales; Poaceae.
AUGGAUGCGCAUGGUGAGGUUGGGGACAGCAGCAAUGGCAACGACAAGGACGUCGCUGGUGGCUCUGCACCUAUACCUGGAGCAGUCACAUAUAUAGCAGGGGUAUAUUUUCACUUGAAAAAUUGCUCCUUCUCCAUCGUGGCCAGUUGGACUUGCCUCGCCGCUCCAUGGACUCGUCUCACCGUCGCUUGGAGUGUCUACCACCGUCGCCGCCUGUUGGCCCUCACCAGGAAGGAGAUGAAAUAUUGGGCCAGGCACGGCCGCGACGGAGGAGUGCCGUCGGCCAGCGCGUGCGGAUCUACGUCCACGGCACCAUCCUCGGAUACAAGAGUUAGCAUUAUUUGUGAUGAGUGCAUGGUGGACUCCAUGGAAUGGCCUAAAAUCACAAACUACAGAGUUCUAACUGAGAAGGGCACCCCUGUACACGUUGAUGCAGAACACAAGAGUCCAAGACUAGCAGGUUUGCCAUACGCUCAUGCCCAUCAUAUGUUUGUUGAAAUCCUCGAGAGAUAG